This is a messenger RNA of Haemorhous mexicanus (house finch), 1362 nucleotides long. It is a transcript of the gene PDCL3, whose product is annotated as phosducin like 3. NCBI's taxonomy places the organism in Eukaryota, Metazoa, Chordata, Aves, Passeriformes, Fringillidae. The record is from RefSeq and is a predicted model, not a curated record. Bases 381 to 1103 code for a protein of 240 amino acids. Gene Ontology annotation, cellular component: cytoplasm. Gene Ontology annotation, biological process: angiogenesis; positive regulation of gene expression; protein folding. The transcript has 6 exons.
AUCACAGAAGAAGACUGGAAGGGACCACAGUGAGUCACCUGUCCAACCUCCCUGCUCAGGCAUGGUUUUUCCAUGUCAGGUUGGAACGGGCUUUGAGCAACCUGGUUUACGGGAAGGUCUCCUUGCCCACGGCAGGGGGAUGGAUUUUCGAUCUUCAGGGCGCCUUCCAACCGCUCUGUGACCCCUCCUCACCGCCCAGGCGGGCCCGAGGCCUGCCUCCGCCGGGACCAUCCUUAUUAGGCGCUGCGGGAAGCGGCGCUGGGCCCGCCCCGCCGGCAGCGCCGCCUCCUCCGGCCGCACCGCGCCGCACACGCCGGGACCGGCCCUGCCCGGCCUUGCCCAGCGCCGCUGCCCGGGCCCGGCCCGGCCCCGCCGGCACCAUGCAGGAUCCAAAUAAAGACACGGAGUGGAAUGACAUUCUGCGCAAGAAAGGGAUCCUUCCUCCGAAGGAAAACCUGGAGGAACAGGAACGAGCAAAGGAAGAGGAGCAGUUUGCCAUCCUUCAGAAGUCUCUGGUGAAAACUUAUGAGGACAUGACUCUGGAAGAGCUAGAAGAGAAUGAAGAUGAAUUUAAUGAGGAAGAUGAGAGAGCUAUUGAAAUGUACAGGCAGCAAAGGUUAGCAGAAAUGAAGGCAGCUCAAAUGAAGAAUAAAUUUGGGGAAGUUUUGGAGAUUUCGGGAGAAGAUUAUGUUCAAGAGGUUACAAAAGCUGGAAAAGGUAUAUGGGUAAUCUUACACCUCUACAAACAAGGAAUUCCACUCUGUGCCUUAAUAAAUCAACAUAUGAGUGGGCUUGCAAAGAAGUUCAGAGAUGUGAAAUUCAUCAAAGCUAUCUCUACCACCUGCAUCCCCAACUACCCUGAUAAGAACCUGCCCACCAUAUUUGUGUACCUGGAGGGAGACAUCAAAGCUCAGUUCAUCGGGCCUUUGGUGUUUGGUGGCAUGAACCUGACAAGGGAUGAAUUGGAGUGGAAGAUUUCUGAGUCGGGUGCCAUCAAGACAGACCUCGAAGAGAACCCCAGGAAGCAGAUCCAGGACCAGCUCAUGUCCUCAAUCAGGGCAUGUGUCCCAGCCAGAGGGGAGAGUGACUCAGAGGAUGACUAAUUCCUGUAUCUCCAUCCGGAUUGAUGCUGUGCACUGGCAGCCAGUGCUCCCACCUCUAGCACUGGAGGCACUCCUCAAGGCCUUGCUGAGCCCCAGAAGGGUAGCCUUUCAAGACAUUCAUUCUAGAAACCUCUAGAAACUAAAACCAUUUCUGUUUUUUAAAAAUUGCAGCUUCACUUAAGAUGCUGAAAGACAUUUUGUAUAGUGAAGCCUGAGUAAAUCUUACUCAAAAGUUUUAAAAUACAGACGUGAGUAGAAA